AAACCGGAAAUAAAUGGCAAGAUGCGUUUUUUUAACGACUGGCAGUACUAGAAAAUACGACUGCCUGAUAUCAUCAUUGCUCGGCAGUAUUUACUAUGUAGGCACAAGGUAGUACAUCCCCCAUCUAGGCCCAUGCAGGAAGGGGGUGUAUUUCGUGCAUAACAAGUCCUGGGUUGUUUUAUGGAAUCCGGUGCUCUUUCCUUCGAAAUCACGUAGACGAAGAUAGCCAUGACUAGGGUUUAUUGUAGAGUAUGGCAUCGCUCGACGAUGUUCUCGUGUCAAGAAAGCCUUGGCGACAACGCAGCCCAAAGUUUCGUCGCGGCCUCCUCAUCCACGCUGUCUACUACGUUUCGGCGUUAAGAUGGGCGCUAGCGAUCAACAAGAAAGACAUUGCGGACCGAGCAACUGCACAGUCUUCGAGGUUGGUGAGGAGGGAGCAACUACCACCAGGAAAGACCGGCGCUUCACUGAAUGAUGAUAAGCAACAACUACAAGGAGAACAUGCCGCUGCAACACUGGAAGAUACUAAGUUUACCUUUGCUGGUGCGCAGCAUUCUCGAUCUGAACUCGAUGAUGAUGACGUGUCACCGAGACAUAACUCUUGGACGCAAACUGACCAUCGAAAGCGGAAGCGAAGACGGGCCACGUCUAAGCCGAAUCAUGAGCAGAACCUUGUUUCGAUAGAGGAUAAUGCCGGAAAUGAAACGAGAGAAGGUGGCGAGCUGCUUGAAGCGAACAACAGGCCCUCGAAUGAUACAGACGCAAACCGUAUUAGCCUUAGCGCAAAGCUGGCUUCUGAAGACAGUGAUACAGGUGAAGUUAGCGCACGGCUGGCUGCUGAGGACAGUAGGAAUAGUACUUCGAAUGAUACAAAUGCAAAUGUAUCGACAGCUGAUGCUACUGCAACCAGUUCAGCAGGAACGGUCGAAGAGGAAGAUGCGAGUGUCGUGGAUGGCGCAAAAAAUUUCAUCAGCGAUCCGAACAACAGGAUGCACGUCGGUCUAAUAGGUGGCAGCAUCUUUAUCAUCGUAUUUUUAUGAGCAUGGUUACAAGAUGUUGAUGUACUUCGAUAUCGAUUACAUUGUUCGAUUUUAACGGUGUCCCAGUUACAGCUGCGAAGGACCAGCUGCGUAACUUAAUCAAUCAGGACUACUAAUUGUUAUCAGGGACUACGACGGACUACUACUUUAGUCACACUGUUCUUUCCCUCGUCUGAACUUGCAAUAGGUAUCCCGUUACCUGAUGUUGUCUUCUUGUUCUAUUAUGAAGUUGUCCUUCUCAUCCUGCUCCUCUCAUCGUCAGUUUGCUGCUUUGCCCCCGCAAUCGAUAUUCCGACACACGACGCUGAUCUCAAAGAAGAUGGAGACAAUUUGCAAAGGGACAUGAUUAAGACUGCAAUAUAUAUCUCAGCUAGACUUUCAGGUCAUCUUUCCUGAAGAGUUUGAUUGAGUAUCCCUCUGACAUUCUUCAAGGAUGCAGGUCAAAGAUGAAUCAUGGGUACUACAUGAUCUAACAUGAACACGCAAGAUGUGAGGAUGAAGCGGAAAGUUGCAAAGCAACGGCAAAAGCGCGAGAACGAGUUGCAGAAAGAAGCUAUUUCAGCCGCACUUGAAUAGUACGACAGAACUCGUGCAAUGAGAAACGAGAUACCCGACACUGUCUGACUGAUAGAAUCAAUUUGGCACUCACCAUGUGAGGAUGAACCGGAAAGUCUUGAAGAUGACCCUGGUGUACAGGAGCUCCGAACUUGAUAUUUACUGUAUGUAAGUAUCAUGUCUGUAUAGAUUGAUACAUUGUGACAGAUUAUCAUCGAACGAGGAAGUUCAACUUUUCCCUGUGGAGUAUUUGAGUACUGAAGGGAGGCUGAGCUGCAUCGAUUCUGUGACACAGAAGGGUCUAUGAGUUGCGCUGGUACUCUUACGGAAGCGAG
Amoebophrya sp. A25 is the source of this 1930-nucleotide messenger RNA. The record is from the annotation of a GenBank genome assembly. NCBI's taxonomy places the organism in Eukaryota, Dinophyceae, Syndiniales, Amoebophryaceae.